GGUUCGACGUGGGCGCGUUUCCUCCCCUCCUGUUCUCCGUAAACCAACCCUAACGAUCAAACAAUUGGCGCUCCUCCUCCGGCAAUCAGCUGCCAGCAAGCGAGAACCACGAGAUAUGGUGUGGUUUCAGUGCGAAGACUGCGGCGAGAACCUCAAGAAGCCGAAGCUACCCAAUCAUUUCCGAAUCUGCUCAGCCCACAAGCUAUCUUGCAUCGAUUGUGGGGCCAUUUUUAGCAAGGAGAGCGUUCAGACCCACACGCAAUGCAUGACUGAAGCGGAGAAAUAUGGUCCUAAGGAUCAUGUGAAGCCCUCACAGAACUCAAAUAGUAAGCCUGAGAAACCGAAGAAAAAUGCUGAUGUUGAUAUAACUGUUGGCCUAUCUUCACGGCCUCCCUGGUUUUGUAGCCUGUGCAAUACACCCACUACAAGCAAGCAAACUUUAUUACUACAUGCUGAUGGAAAGAAACACCGGGCAAAGGCCAAAGCAUCCCUUGCUGCUCAGAAACAUUAUAAUCAAACUGAAGAAACAGAAGUUAAUAACAAAAACAAUUCAGUUUCUAAUCCAUAUUCAGGACCUGUUCAAAAAAAUGGUUCCGAAGCGGAUGAACCCAAGCCAAAUGAUACAUCAGUAGUCAACCUAGAAAAGAUGUUUGGCGAAAAGAGGAAACAUGAUGAAGUUGAUAGUGUGAUUGUUACUAGUACUGCAUGUGAUGUAAACAAUGGGGAAGUUAUACAAGCAGAAGAAAAGGAAAAGAAGAACCCAUCAAAGAAAACAAAGUUUGCAGCGAAGCCACCUAACUCUGAAUGCACAGGCAAUCAUGCGGACGACGGGGUGGCUUUGAAGAAGAAAAUAAAGUGGAAGAAACUAGUUAUUUCCGCCUUGAAAUCGAAACCCGAUGGAGCCAUGAAGAUAAAGAAGGUACAAAAGCUUGUAAUGAAGGAACUCAAGGCAUCAGGCAUUGCCGGAGAAGAGUUGCAGCUAUGUGAUACAAUGAUGGAGAAGGUGAAGCUUCGAACAUUCCCGUUCGUCUUCUUCGUAUUUUGGUUGAUUAUGCAGACAAGGCGAACAAGUCCUAGUCAAGGAAACGAGCUGUUUAAUAUAAUUUAAGAUUCUAUUAUAAGAAGAUAACGUGUGAUUUCUCUGAUUUAAGUCUGGAUGAAGCUUGCAGAGGCAGGACUGGUGUAGUCGUUGAGAAUUGGCCGUAUUUUCUCUGUGCCAUUGUUUUAUUUGAACAUUUUCUUAUUUAAAUGCGUCGGCUAGCAAGUUCUAAAUUAUACAGAUUUUGUUAGGGAAGUGAGAAAGAAGAAAAUUAAGUAACAUCUUUGAAUUUUGUUUGUUGAUCAUUUGGAUUCGCAUCCUC
This is a messenger RNA of Phalaenopsis equestris, 1361 nucleotides long. Its product is annotated as UBP1-associated proteins 1C. Gene Ontology annotation, biological process: rRNA processing; negative regulation of transcription by RNA polymerase II. The record is from RefSeq and is a predicted model, not a curated record. Lineage: Eukaryota; Viridiplantae; Streptophyta; Magnoliopsida; Asparagales; Orchidaceae. Gene Ontology annotation, molecular function: DNA binding. Bases 116 to 1108 code for a protein of 330 amino acids. The transcript is spliced from 7 exons. Gene Ontology annotation, cellular component: nucleolus.